Molecule: messenger RNA, 864 nt
Organism: Lathyrus oleraceus (garden pea)
Lineage: Eukaryota; Viridiplantae; Streptophyta; Magnoliopsida; Fabales; Fabaceae
Product: acetyl-coenzyme A carboxylase carboxyl transferase subunit beta, chloroplastic-like
Exons: 2
Coding region: 1-864 (287 amino acids)
Biological process (GO): malonyl-CoA biosynthetic process; fatty acid biosynthetic process
Cellular component (GO): chloroplast
Molecular function (GO): acetyl-CoA carboxylase activity
Source: RefSeq, a predicted model, not a curated record
AUGAACGCACACACUCUUUUUGGUAAAUUGUUGAAACAUGAGAUAAAGCUGAAUAGACUUGUUGAUGACAAAGAAGGUGAUAAGAAGAAGAAGAAAUGUAUUGAACUAAAAGCUACUAACAUAAAAGAUAUAGAAUUAGAAGAUAAAGAUUGUCAAAGCAAGAUUGAAAAAUACAUGAAACUCAUGUUUAAUAAAUUCAAGGAGUUUCUAAGUGACAUUUGCGAUAAGGUCCAAAGUACUAUUAUAAUUUUAAUAAGGAGCAUAAAUGAUAUAUCAGAUAUAAAUGAUAUAUCAGAUACAAAUGAUACAAAAGAUACAAAUGGGAUAUAUCAUCCAUUUGAUAUAUCCGAUACAAAUGAUACAAAUGAGAUAUACGAUCCAUUUUUUAUAUUAGAUAUAAAUGAUACAAAUGAUAUAUCAAAUACAAAUGAUACAAUUGGUACAAAUGAUAUAUCAGGUACAAAUGAUACAAAUGAUAUAUCUGAUACAAAUGAUACAAAUGGUACAAACGAUAUAUCAGAUAUAAAUGAUACAAAUGAUAUAUCAGAUACAAAUGAUACAAAUGAUAUAUAUGGUAUAUACGAUCGAGAUGAUAUAUAUGAGACUAAUAUAAAGGAUAUAUGUGAGAGAUAUAGUGAGAUAUGUCGUAGAAAUAGAGAGAAGAGUACUUUUGUUCCAAUAGAUUAUAGAGAUCCCAAUUGUAUGGAAAAAUUAGCUCGUUUAUGGGUUCAAUGCCAAACUUGUUAUGGACUAAAUUUUAAGCAAUUUUUCCGACCCAAAAUGAAUAUUUGCGAACACUGUGGCGAGAAUUUGAAAAUGAGCAGUUCAGAUAGAAUCGACCUUUCGAUUGAUCGAGAUACUUAG